Messenger RNA from Entamoeba nuttalli P19, 2112 nucleotides. RefSeq lists its product as hypothetical. The transcript has a single exon. The record is from RefSeq and is a predicted model, not a curated record. NCBI's taxonomy places the organism in Eukaryota, Evosea, Mastigamoebida, Endamoebidae. Bases 1 to 2112 code for a protein of 703 amino acids.
AUGAACCCACCUUUUCCUUUUGAACAACUUGUAACAGAAAUUAAUAAUGACCCUACUAACGAAUUACUUCAUCAAGAUGUUGUUUAUUAUGUUGAACAAAUGAAAGUUGACGAUAAUAAAAAACGAGAAUUAAUGGAAUUAUUAUGGCCAAUUAUUAAAUACAGAUCAUCUAAUGAAUUAAUAGAAGCAGUUACAACAGUGUUGUGUGAUCAAACAAGUGAUUUAAUAGAAGUUGAAAUCUUAAUAAAAAUGAUAGAAAACAAUCACAAAAGAUUUGGAUUAAUGUGUUCAUAUUUAAUAGAGAAGUUGAGUAAAUAUGAGUUACUUACUGAAGAAUAUGCAAAACGUAUAAUUAGUAUUAUGAAUAUAAUUGAUAUUAAAAAUGAAGAAAUGUUAUGUUGGUUAUUAGAUGGAUUGUAUUAUAUUUUUCAAUGCUUUGAUUUUGAAACGGUUCCAUUCUUUUCACAAAUUCAAUUUAAUUCAUCUAUGGAUGUUUUAAAAAGAUUAGCAAAUGUUUUAUUAAUUUGUCCAUCAGAUAAUUAUUUAACAGUUGUAUGUGAUGUAGUUUCAAAAAGGACUGAGAGUGAUUUAGUAAGUUUAUAUAUUCAAUUAUUUAGAUAUAAAAAUUAUCCUAUUGAAUAUAUCAUUCCAUGUGUUAAAAGAAUUCCUACAACAGAUGUAGCUAAUGCAGUAGCAUUAUUAAUGAAUUUUGUUUGUGAUGAUGAAAAAAGAAAAGCAGAAACAAUUGAAAAAGGGGGUAUUCGUUGGGUUGAAGAAUCAUUAAUGAGUGAUCUUUCAGAACAAACAGCAAGAAAUCUUUAUGGUUAUAUUGCAUCAUUAUUAUAUGAUGAUAGUGCAGUAAAACAAUUAUCAUAUGAUCCAUCUUGGUUUGUUUUAUUUGCAAAAAGUUUAUUAAAAACAGUAGUAGAUCCAGGAUGUCUUAAAGCAGGAUUUGAAGUUGUUUCAAUGAUAUAUAAAGAUUUACCAGAAAAUGGGGAAAUUGUUGCUAUAUUAGCAGAAACAUGUAUUAAAGCAUUAUUUGCAGCAAAUAAAUCAUUUGAAAAUACAAUAAUAGUAUUAACAUUAGCUAUUAAUAUGUCAGUUAAUGCAUCGUUUUCACUUUAUUUAUUAGAAUGGAAUUUAGAAGAAGCUCUAGACAGAAUAUUAUUAAGUGGACAAGAUGAAUUAGUUGAAAAAGGAUGUGCAUUGUUAAUGAAUAUUAUUGUUGAUCCAGAUGCGGCAGAUUUAUUAUGUGAUCAUUAUAUUUUAUUAUCAGUUGAUGUUAUUGAAAAAUAUAAAAAUACUGUUAUUGGAGCAAGAGCAAUGGGUUGUGUUGCUGCAUUUGCUAAAUCAGAACAUGGAAGAGAAAUAUUAAUUGAAACCCAAUUGUUUCAUUGUAUUCCAAGUAUUCUUGGAGAAUAUACACUUGAAUCAUUAAUUGAUAAAACAUUUAUUGCAUUAAAUUAUUUUACGUCAACACAAAAAGAUAUUGGAUUACUUGUGUCAUCAGGAGUAUUACAAGGAAUAACAAGAAUAGUAUCAAAUUUUAAAGAUACAGAUGUACUAGAGAAAGCAUUAAAUAUUGUAGUUACUAUUGCCAAGACAGAAGAUUGGCAUGAAUUUUUAUUUGCUACCAAAGUAGCUCAAAGUGUUGUUGAAACAGUUGUUUUAUCAGCAAAAACAGAAUUAGAAAUAUGUUGUAAAGGAUUAAGUGCAUUAAUUAAUAUAGCAGCAGUAAAAGAGUCAAGAGAAAAAUUAUUUUUAUUAGGAGCAUCAGAUGCAAUAAUUUAUGCAAUCGAACAAAAUAAAGAAGAUGAAGAUUUAGUUAAACUUGGGUUUGGGGCAAUAGCGAAUAUGUCAUUAUGUGAAGAAGUUAAAGAACAAACGAGAGAAAAUGGAUUUUUAGAUAGAAUUAGACCAUUUUUAGAAUUACAUAAAGAUCAAUUAGUAUUAUUAAAAAUAAUUACAUUUAUAUAUUGUUCAUGUCAUAAUAAUGAAGUAAAUAAAAAGGUUAUUAAAAAAAAUAUUGGAGAUAUAUUAAAAAAAAUGCUUACUCAAUAUCGUGGAAUUAUUCAAUUUGAACAAAAAAUUAAUUUUAUAUUAAAGAAAUAG